Messenger RNA from Symbiodinium natans, 690 nucleotides. The record is from the annotation of a GenBank genome assembly. NCBI's taxonomy places the organism in Eukaryota, Dinophyceae, Suessiales, Symbiodiniaceae.
AUGGGUGAGCUGAGUGUGGCACCACACACUUGGGCCUUCAUGCUGAGCACGGCUGCCAUCACGCCCGAGGAUCUUGAAGGCCUUUUCUUCGGGCACGAUCCCAUGCAUGUCUGCAGCUUCCGGCUGUUGGGCAGUGCCGGCAGCGGCACCGACAAGGCUACGGCCGUUCUCUCCCAGUUUGCACAAGAGCUCGUGGCAGAGCAAAUGAGGAAAGGAUUCAGGCUUCUGGGGUGGUGCAAUCUUCGCAGCGCUCCGUUUGAUGAACUCUCGCUCAAUUCGGAGGAGAGGAGGCUUCACCAGGCAGUGAAGACGGCUUCUGAUGCUUUGGCUGGGGCAGAUGCACCCUUCGCAGGCUGCCUAGUUCUUCGGCCACCCAGAGACAAGAACGACAAGGGCAAGUUUCAGCAGUCCGCCGUCGCUUUCGGGACGAGUUUGCAGAGAGUUCCUCUUAAAGUGCGGCACUUGUCGACCCAAACUUCCCCGUCGGCCGAGCAAGUAAACGGCGAAUUGAAAGAGCUGAUGGCUGCUUGCACCGCAGAUCUACGAGAUGAUGUUACCGAUCUAGACACGAUUGUAUGCAAAGCUUUGGCGGAGUGCGAGAGAACGGAGCAGAAGAUUCUGCCGCAGGUGAAGCGCCUCAGGGCGGCCCAACACGCUGCCUGGUCGGAGAAAAGCACGCAGCGCGCGUGA